Molecule: messenger RNA, 8422 nt
Organism: Porites lobata
Lineage: Eukaryota; Metazoa; Cnidaria; Anthozoa; Scleractinia; Poritidae
Source: the annotation of a GenBank genome assembly
AUGCAAUCGACAGGCACUUUUGCCCAUUUUUUAACUUUCCCUCUUCUGAUUUGUUUUUCCCAUGAGUUAAAACUUGAUCACAAGAGGCUCUACGAAUUUGAUCACAUCAGAAGUCACGCAUCUUCGAACGUACAAGCUCAAGCAGUUAGAGACCUUAUAUCUCGACUACUACCUGAACAUUCUUCGAAGUUCGAUAUCGUCGUCCAGCUUCCCUUGAGAUCGCCACAUAUGGACGAAUUUGAGUACAAAACCACUGCAGAAUCUAAGCUACAGAUAAAGGGAACAAGCGGUGUAGCGUGUUCUCUAGGUCUGCAAUAUUUCUUGAAGAAUCAUUGUCAGGGGCACAUUUCGUGGAGUGGAGACCAGUUAAAGAUGCCUGAACCCUUCCCUGUUGUGAAGGACGUGUUAAGGAUAAGGCUGCCGUACAGGUAUUUUCUUAAUUCAGUUAUUGGACUACAAAUAGCACAUUUGUCGGGACCCAAACGUCAAACCGGAGUCCGGUAUCCGGAACAUUGUUUACGAUAAGGUUAGAGGAAUACGAAUUCACUCGGAAAAUAUGAGACAGCUGCAAUUCAAAAGUUGAAUCCUGGGUUGAAAUAUACGGCGCUGUUUUGGGGUCACAAUUAGUGAUACAUUUUACAUGGCGAAUUAAAAUAACCCAUACAUUUUCAUGGCGAAUUAAAAUAACCCAUACAUUUUACCUGGCGAAUUAAAAUAACCUAUACAUUUUACCUGGCGAAUUAAAAUAACCUAUACAUUUUACAUGGCGAAUUAAGUAACGCAUGCAUUUUACAUGGCGAAUUAAGUGAAGCAUGCAUUUUACAUGGCGAAAUAUGCAAGGCCUGAUACAUCUGCACGACGUAUGAAUGCUUGACAGUAGCCGACAUUUUACUUGGUUAUGAAAUAAAAUUUACUUAAAAUUUUAUUAGUAUUGCAUUUUAAAUACACGAGAGUCGUAUUUAUUUUGAAUUAAUGGCGAAAAAUCCGAUAAACUAUCGUUUUUGAAUCGGAGAAAUACUACCGUCUGAUGGCCCCCAAAACCUCAGACCUCAGACCCCAAAACCUCAUCUCUCCCCCUCGCCACCCCUUGUCUUGCGCGUCCGUCGGAAGUAGAAAGUCACGUGGUAAGUUACUGAGUCGCCUCCUCUCGUUAAGAUCAUGGAAGGUGAUGGGCUCAGGGAAUGAGCAAAGCGUUUAAUGCAAGCUGCCGAGCAAAUAAAAAUUGGUCAGAAUUCUCUAACAGCCAGAAAUAAUACGGGGUGAGGCGAGAAAGUGAACCGACUCAGACUGCAAAUGGCCCAGAAUGUCUCAAUAGCACAACGUCACUGUCAGGUCUGCUCUCUCUGCUGCUGGAAGAAGUGCAGGAGACCUUGAAGGGCCUCAGAAUACGGCUGGUCCAGCCUGGGAGGAGCACAGGAGAAUUUUUGGUUAUAGGCCGUCGUCUGGGGCAUCAUGGAGCCGGCCGGGUAGUGGAAACAGCAGAGGGAGAGGAAGAAUGCAGCCAGCAGAAUUCUCGCCAUAUUCCAUCGCAAGAACACGUGGACGAGAGCGUUCGUCUGUCCGGCUUUCAUCGAGCAAAAGGCGCUUCCUUCCACGAGCGAAAGAAUCACCCUUGCACUAAACGGCCUUGGCGAGAAAAAGCUACUAUUUCCAUGCAACGGUAAUGCAACUCAAGUCCAAGAAGUAAUAAUCGAUGCCUUUCCCGCCCUUCAAACGGCUGGCGGCUACGAGGUACUUCGAACUGCCGAUGGCAGGUCAAAGGACCUCAUUUGCAUCCCAACGCCUGUGGAAUAUCCGUAGCAUUUUUGAAGAGCGUGCUGGGUCAAUCCAAAGGCUUUCUGAGGCCUUUACAGAAAGAUAUUUUCAUCCGUAUCUGAAAUUCACGCUUAUCUUAUUUCGCCAUGUAAAAUGAAUGCGUUACUGUUAAUGGAAGGUCCUUUCCAUUUGAUUUCUGACAGAGACGAGCGAACAAGCCAAUCUCGAUGCGCAGGAACAAUUGCAUUUUGAUUGGUUUACGAUUCUCUAAUUCUGACUGCGACCCCGACAAUCUGGUUUUCACUGCUGACUGUAAGCGACGGAAUCAUAAGAAGAGCCGGAAGAAAAUGGAUAAAGGUCUGAUAAGUGUAACUACAAUUCCAUCGAGCUUAAGUCUCCCGACCGCUAGAGGCAAACUAGCCUCCCAAGCAGACUUCGUCUAGCCCCUAAGAACGUCUACGUGGGAGACUAGAUGAAAAACAGCCUUUAGAACCCCCCGCCACCACCAACCACAAAAUUUAGUUUAUUUUCUAGCCACUAACCACGCUGCCGUAGCCACACACGGCCGGUUCAGCCAGCUACCUUUCUUUUGUCAGAUUUCGUUACUACCAGAACGUGUGCACCUUCAGUUAUUCAUCUGUCUGGUGGAACUGGACUCGCUGGCGGCGAGAAAUUGAUUGGAUGGCACUGAAUGGCAUCAAUCUUCCACUUGCCUUCACUGGCCAAGAAGCAAUAUGGCAGAGGGUGUACCGCAAAAUUGGACUCACACAGCAAGAACUAGAUACUUUCUUUGGAGGUCCAGCCUUCUUGGCAUGGUGAGAUAAGAUGUGAUGAUGAUGAUGAUGACGAUGAUGGUGAUGACGAUGAUGAUCAUGAUGAUGAUGAUGAUCAUGAUCAGGAGAAUGAGAAUGAGAAUGAGAAUGCUGAUGAUGACAAAACGGUUGAAAGUCCUUUACUUUUGUUUUACUUCUUAAUAGUGUCACUGGCCGAAAAGUGGCUGUUCAAAUGGCACCAGUAAGAAUAGCCUUCGAAAACAGCUGACUCUCCUCACCUUUUGCAGCAAGGGACCUUUCGAAGCGUCCCAUUGCGUUGCGCAGAUGGAAAACUUACCCUCCGCAGCACAAUGGGGCAACAACGUGUCAGUAACAUUGCACUUAUUAACAUAUUGAAAAGGCAUAUGCCAACUCUGUAGUCAACAAUGACAUGGAUCGUAUCAUUAUUAUCUUCGGCCGUCGUAAUGGCAGAGGCAGCUAUUUCUUUUAUGUGCUUUUAAGCUCAUAUAAGUUUCUUUUCGACGGUUUCGUAAAAAUUUGGGCAACUCGGGAGAGUUUUUUGGGCAAAUGGUUCACCGCGCCCCCUGGCAAAAAUUGCACGUACGCCUCUGAAUGCACCAGAAUAAAUGCUUUCGAAAUAUAUAAAACAACCUGUAAAACUGACUAAAUGGAUUGCAAUUGGGUUUUUUGAAAACGAAUCCUGUAUUAAACAAACAGUUUUUCAAGUUUAUCUCUGUGAUAGUAAAUGGUGAGGCAUUUGUUCAUCAUUACGCUGUGAUGGGCUGACAGCAGCGACUCUUGACAAUACAAAACAAAAUGCACUAGGCAGUCAUGACAGCCACUUAAAUUGAGAUUUUUUUUGUUUUUUUUUUGGUGCAGUUACCUAAUGAGCUCUUUUUGUUUAGGGCAAGAAUGGGGAACAUACGUGGGUGGGGAGGUCCUCUUCCACCAUCGUGGUAUAAGAUCCAGCUUGAUCUACAACGCAAGAUUCUUACAGCGAUGAGGAAUCUUGGCAUGGCUCCCGUUCUCCCUGGAUUUGCUGGUUUUGUGCCGGAUGGUCUGAAAAGAGUGUAUCCACACGCAAAAUUGUCCAGAGUUAGCCGCUGGGGUGGAUUUAACAACACUUAUUGCUGUACUUAUCACCUUCACUCCACUGAUCCCUUAUUUAAGGUACUGGUAAACUAUUCAGCGAUUCGUGCCUUACCAGUAAAAAAUUCAUGUUGAGGAUAAUCCUACUGUUUCACAGUCUAGAUCUAUCUUGGAUUGCCGCCUUUUCUCCUCCGUUUCCCGUCAUCCUACCAAUCCAAAUAGUGCCUCUUUCAUAGGGGGGAGAGGGAAAAAAAGCGGGAAACAAAGGACAGAAGGAGGAAAGGUUGUAUGGGAUGGAGACGCUAAACGCCAUACCCUGGCCUGCAGCACGUCUUUGUAUAGGUCAAAUAAAGAAGUGCCUUUCCCCCACCUCUCAGCUUAUUUAAAUUUAUCUUAUUUCUUUGGCAACAGAUUAUAGGGUAUCUCUUUAUCAAAGAACAAAUAUCCCAAUAUGGCACCAAUAACAUAUACAACACUGACACAUUUAAUGAGAUGACUUCCACCCCCAAUGAAGCCAGCUAUCUUUCUGGGUUCAGCAAUGGUAUAUACCAAGGAAUGGUAGCCGGUGAUCCUAAUGCUGUGUGGCUUAUGCAAGGGUGGCUUUUUAGGCGCAUCGAAUUUUGGAAGCCACCACAGGUCAAGGCAUUCUUACAAGGUGGAGUAUGUAGCUAAAAAGGGAGGGCAAAGGCUAGAUAGCGUACUGUUAAGAUAAAGGUGAAAUGGGACAAUAUUACAUUAUGUCAUGUACUGCUCGUGAUUGCUUUGCCGUGAUUUGAAUCGUUUUAAAUACGUCCUUUUCACAAAUGAGCACCUUCUGUUUCAGUUUUAAGGCAGAGUUUGUUCAAUUUUAAUGUUCCUUUAUACGUUUUAUCAGCACAGUAGUACAACUAGAUGCAUAGAAUUAUACACAAAACAAAAUAGAAAAAUUGAACCAUCUUAAUCAAGGUCAACAUUACUCCAUCAGAGAAAAUUACAAUCUUUACAUCAUACAACAAAGUUUAAUGGGAACUCCUUAGUUGAAAUUAUAAGCGAGAUUGAACGAUAACCCAUUUAUCAGGGGUUCGCGGUAUCUCCUAAUUUUGAAACAUUGAACCGUAUGAAAAAAUGCAAAUAUGAAUAUCGAAAGUUCCUUUUACGACAAAUCACAGAGAAGCGGUGAAGGUCUAGAGACCCUGUUGUCGGACUCUGCCAGUACAUGUAUACCCUCGACCGAGCAAUCGUCUCGGCCCCUGCUUCUUGUUUCGUCGCCCAGUUAUGUGCCGUCCUAGUAAAAAAAUGUCGAUGACAUGACGAUGAUAAAGACGAUGAUGAUACUGAUCAUGAUGAUGGUGAUGAUGAUGAUGAUGAUUAUGAUGAUGACGAUAAUGAUGAUGAUGAGGAGGAGGAGGAGGAGAAACGAGGAGGAGGAGGAGGAAUAGGAGGAGGAUUAUGAUGAUGGUAAUAAGUGCUUUUACUUCCUCAUCUUGGUUUCGUCACUGAAAUACUGAGAUAUUAUUUUCUUCUGAGUUUCGAUACUUUGUCACCUACAUUCAGCAUUAUGCUUUUGUCAUCAUCAACAUCAUCAUCAUCAUCAUCAUUAUUGUCGUCAUCAAAUCAAUGGAAAGCCAAUAAGCUGUACAGCUUCUGAAAAACAUUUGUGCACAUUACUCUUUUCUUAGGAGUUCCUCGAGGACGUAUGAUUGUCCUAGAUCUAGCGGCAGCUAUCUACCCUUUCUGGUCGCGCACCGCAUCGUUCUAUGGUCAACCGUUUAUUUGGUGUAUGUUACAAAACUUUGGUGGAAAUUUGGGUCUGUUUGGAACAAUACAGAGCGUCAUAGCAGGUAACGUACUUUAUAAUCAAGGAACACUGUCAGCUAUUGUAAUAUGUUUGGGCAAGAGCCAUAAUAUUAUGGCUCUUGGUUUGGGAGAAGGUAAAUUUUAACCAAAAGUUCAAGAAAAUCUAAACCAAAAUACAUCCGUAAGGUUUUAAAUUUUGCCAUCUUUAUCAUGUAAUUUGGCCGUUACAGUUAACUCCAAAAUAAAGAUUUGAAAUGAGUACACCAAUAAGUAAGUUAAUUGAUUCACGUAUCGUUCCAGAAUGCGAUAAAGAAUGAGCAUGCAAAAUGGAGCCUUAAACUUCUCGAGGUGACGAAAACGCACUGGAACACAACAAGACAGAAAUCUAAAAUGGAAGAUCGUCCAAGAUAGCGACAAUGCAUUUGAAUUUAUCAGCGAGUCACUGAUUCGGGUCUAUUUUGCCCCAAUUUGUAUGGCUGUCUCUGGUAUUAUGGCGGUAAUUUUAAAAACGUUUCGAAAUACAGUGAAACCUCUAUUUAGCGGACACCUUCGGGACCUUCGUAACUGUCCGCUUAAUAGAAGUUGUAAAAAUUGCGCAAUGUUUGUUAACGAUCAACAUUCAACGGUUACUCUGUACUGUGAUAAAUGAAGGAAGCUACCCAGAGUUCAAGUUCAUGACCUUUCAUUACCAACUUUAAUUUGUUUGUAAAUGCAAAAACAUUAACUGACUUCAGUACGUAUUUCAAGGACGUAAUCCAAUACUACUAUUGUCAAUUCAGUCCGUUGUUUUUAACAAUAGAAAUUAGCCAAAUACAACUUAUUUUAGUGUCCGCGUCCGCUUAAUAGAGGUGUCCGCUGAAUAGGGGUUCGUUAUAAAGGGAAAUAUAAGACGUUAAUUUCGCGACCCGGCUUAGUGUCCGCUUAAUAGAGGGUGUCCGCUUAAUUGGGGGUCCGCUUACUUAUUAGGUAAAUAGCCCUUCAAAGUUGAUUGUCAUUAUGGCUCAGAAAAUCUUAAAAUCUUACCCUAAAAUAGGAGGUGUUGGACAUCCGAUCUUGUUCUUUAAUGCCCUUUCAAGUUGUAUUUUGUUCUUCAGAAACAAUCAUAUUACUUCUUCGUUGAAAUCUAUCGGGUGUUUUUGUUGACGUCAUAAUUAUGUUGUUGUUAUAUUGUUUCAGGGCCAGUUGAAGCAUUCAACAGCCCUAAUAGUACAAUGAUUGGCACGGGCUUAACACCAGAAGGGAUAGAGCAAAACGACAUGAUGUAUGAGAUGAUGAACGAAAUGGGUUAUCGGACAAAAGCCCUGAAUUCUGUGGAGUUAGAGGACUGGAUAAAAUACUAUGCACUUCGAAGAUAUGGUGGUACUAACGAUAACAUAGUGAAGGCAUGGAACUUGCUUAUCCACUCGGUCUACAACUGCACGUAUUACUGUAUUGGUUACAAUCACCAGUCGGUUUUCGUCAGGAGACCAACUCUCAGGAUUGCUCCACAUAUAUGGUACGAACCGGAAGAUGUGUUUAAAGCGUGGGACGCAUUGGUCGCGGUGGCUAAGGAUUUUUCCCACUCGGAAACAUUUAGGUAAUUUAUCGUAAGACCCUGCGUCGAAAAUAACUUACAGUUUCUAAAAUACUCAGAGGGAACCUUGUCACGCUGGGUAUUUUUUCAAGCUGAGCGGCUUACAGAUGCAGUGGGGGCGUGAUAGGCACAAACAUUUUUGGAAUUUCCUUCCUUUAAAGGCAUGUUACUGAAAUUAAUACAGGCAACAAUACUUGGUUCCAGGAACAUUUUGGACUAGGCAUUUCUAUGGGUACCAGUCACGUGACCCACUAGUGGCCAAUUAAAACAUCAAAACUCCAAAAAGUUUCUCCUUUAAAAGUAUGUAACGCAAUGCCCGGGGGAGGGGGGCACUCAAGGGAAGUUUGGGUAGAGGUGUGAAGCCGAGGCCUGCAAACCCCGACCCUGUUUAAGACAAAAACUUCUCAUUUCGCUACCCUGUUUAAGACAGGAGACACCACUUUCUGCUUUCUGACCCUGAUUUGUUUUGUUUUGCAUACAGAAUUAAGUAAUUUUUCACACUAAAAUAUUGGAAAUAGAUAUUAAGGAAAAAAAUUAUUUGUUUUGCAAAUGUAGACCGCUUAUCGAAUGUCUUCACACUCUUUGAAAGGCUUCCAGUCCAAAAACACACCCUGUUCAAGAUGCUUAAUAGUGAAAUUGUAUACCCUGUUUAAGACUCAAGACCUUGAAAACCAAACCCUGUUCAGCGGCACAUACCCGUAUAGGCCAAACAACGUAAUGCCCCCACCCACUUCCGGGGGCGCAAGUGAGAACACGUUACUAUAAUUCAUUGGCCGCUCCCUAUCUGAUCCAGAGAAGAUGAUAAAUAUGCACACUUUUCCUUGUUUCUGCCUAAUGAACUAUUGAUGAGUUUUUAAAUUAAUUUUUUUCUAGAUAUGACCUUGUUGACAUCACAAGAGAAGCAUUACACCUUCUAGUGAUUCCGGUCUACCAUGACCUUGUACGAGCCUACAACGCCAAGUCGGCUCUUCAAGUUGCUCAAAUCGGUAUCAAACUACUUACAAUGUUCGAUGACCUGGACAAAAUACUUCAAACCAAUAAGAAAUUUCUUUUGGGAUGCUGGCUGGACUCCGCCAAAGCCAUGGGCACAACGGCAGAGGAGGUCAAGCUUUACGAGUAUAAUGCGCGCCUUCAGACCACUCUUUGGGGAACAACAGGGAGGAUUAAUGACUACGCCAACAAGAUGUGGAGUGGCUUGGUAAAAGGCUAUUACAAACAACGAUGGAAGCUUUUCAUCGAAGAGCUUGUGUUUGCUAUUCGCCAGAAGGUGAAGUUGGAUAAUAAUGAGUUCGCUAAAAGGUUACUUGAACGAGAGACUGCUUGGACGCAAGGUAGAGAAGAAUAUCCUUGCCGACCAGUGGAACACAGUGUUGAGGUGGCGAGGUUCCUGCAUAGCAAGUACCGCUUAUAUUCACGUCGGAGAAGGAUUGAGGUGGUUUGUAUUAAGGAAGAUUAG